Molecule: messenger RNA, 3287 nt
Organism: Egretta garzetta (little egret)
Lineage: Eukaryota; Metazoa; Chordata; Aves; Pelecaniformes; Ardeidae
Gene: ITPRIPL2
Product: ITPRIP like 2
Exons: 2
Coding region: 1-753 (250 amino acids)
Source: RefSeq, a predicted model, not a curated record
AUGGCACCGCUGCCCUCGCAGCAGCAGUCCCCAACGACACAGCCCUCCCCGAUGCGGGGAUACAGAAACACGCAGUUUUACACCAAAACCCCCUGCAGCGUCCUGUCGCAGUGUGGGGGUGGGAACACGAUGCCCACGGAGCGGCUCAGGCUCCGCUUUGGGGCCGGCGCGGGCAGGCCGCUGUCAGAGGCCGGGGGCCUCAGCGCCUCGCGGCGGGACCAGCGGCUGCUGAGCUGGCUGAAGGAGCAGGCCCCGGCCUCCUCCUGCCACCUCAAGUGCCUGCAGAUCCUCAAGGGCCUGCGGGACCUCCGCGGGCAGGGCCUGGAGGAGCCCUUCUGCUCCCAGUGGGGCCGGGUGCUCUCCUCCUACGUGCUGAAGACGGCCCUCUUCUCCCUGCUGCUGCAGGGGCCCUUGGAGGCCUGGGACGAGCGGUUCCUGGUGGAGCGGCUGGAGGACCUGGUGCUGUACCUCAGGGACUGCCUGCGCAAGCAGGUGCUGAUGCAUUUCUUCCUGGGCAACGCCAGCCUCCCUGAGGCCGUGGCGCUGCCCCGGUUCCUCAAGGAAGCCGCCCCUGUGAACUUGCUGGCUGCCUUCGACAGCCCCACGCUGGACCUGGCUGCUUUCCAGCUGAUCAACACCUGGAUCCAGGCCCCACACAUCAUCAGGAUGUACAGCAGCCCCCGGUACCUGCGACCAGCGCUCACCCCGUGCCGGCACAUUGCCGAAGCCAGGCAGGAGUCACCGGGAGAGUGAGCCAGUGGCCGGGUGAGCCAGCGUCGCCUGUGGACCCUGCCGGGGCAGUGCAUGCUCCCAGCCCGCUGGUCCGUUGGGAGCCUGCGUCUGCCUGAGGAAGGUGGGAUCCGUUUAAAUGUGGUUCUGUGGUUUUGUCCCUGACCUGAGAAAACUAGGAAGCCAGAGGCCAAGACUUAACCAAAUGGUCAUUCUUGUUUUUUAAUCUCGUUGGUUAUUUGUGGGGAAAAUUGUGAAAUUUUUGGGAAAUGCCUUAGUCGAGAAGCAUUAUGUUCAGUCGACUGUCUGCAAACCUAACUUUAACAGGCUCACACUGACGUUUCUGGAAAUCCAUGUUAACUUGUCUUAGUGGCAAAAUUAUCCUUUCUCUGAGAUUUGCUUUUUAUUAUACAAAAUACAUGUGAUUUAAAAAUCCUCUAAGUGCAAACAAAUCCCCAGUGUACCAAGAUGCUCUUAAAAUGUGAUAAGCACUAGAGCAUGGGUGUUGAUCACAGUUUGAAAUGCUCAAUGACAUGCUUUAAAUUUCCUGUGUAAUGGAAUACAUUGUGCUGAAUAUAAAUAUGAUACACAUGUUAAUGUAAAACUGAGGGAAGAAGCGAAACCUCUCCAACAACAGUAUGAAGAAUCUAGUUGCACGUUUCUGUGUUCAAGUGAAGGUUAUACUGAAGGAUUGAAAUACGGAUAAAAGGAAACAAAUAGCACUUUAUUUUCACAAAGGCCUUCUUUUUAGGAUAAUUGGCUGCACUAAAUACUUGCUAUGGAGGAGCAAAAAAUUAGUAUUUUAUUAAAGGGUUGAUGUUUGAUUCAUCCUGAGGAAAACCUUCUUUUAAGGAAAUACGCAGAGGUUCGUUUGUGGGUUCUUGUUGAGAUUUAUUAUUUUUUUUCCAGCUUCAAAUAUUAUUUUCUUUGAAUUUGCUUUACUUCAAGGACCAACAACAAAACUAAGAAAUUCCGGGUUUUGGGUUUGGUUUUUUGGGGGUUGGUGUUUUUUUGUUUGUUUUUUUUUUAAACAAACCUUAUAUCAGUCCAAAUUUCAGUGCUGUAAGCUGACUGCUGCGCCCUCCUGUUCUCCGGUAGGAGUUUGGUGGGAUUUUUGGGUGACUGCCUAACUAGUUGCCUGAUAGUGACAGUGUUUUGACCAAAUACCCUGAUGGGAUUUUCUAGUGCUGUGCUAUGGCAAAUUGUUAUCUUAUUGUGGGGAGGAGGAAGUGAAAUAUCUCAGGGUACUUAAAAAUUAUUUAGCACUAGUUCAUGGUACAGUGGCUAUGGAUUCUGGUGUUCUCUAAAUAUGAACAUCAACCAGAUAAUUUCCACUUCUUGCCUGGUUAUCUCCCAGUCACCAGAAUAACCUGGUGAGUUGUAAUGCAGCCAGCUCUGCAAGUGUCCUUAGCUCCUGGUGCAGGUACCUGGGAUAUGGGAACCUGAUGUGUCCCAGGGUGUCGGCAAAUCCUUGCUUUAUUGGGUCACCUGCUCAAGUAUUUGAUGCAUUAAUACCCAAAGUGUGUUGCUGAACUGCUGGUUCUCAGGAAGCUGAGCGUGUGCCUUAUUACCCACUAUACUGUGUCCUGAGUGAGCAGUCUGAAAUGAAUUACAAAUGGCCAAGUGUAACUUCUGGGGAGCUUUAGGAUAUCUUGAUGUUACUAAUACCCUCCUCCUCUCCCCGGUGUACAUAGAGAUACCGGUGUGCUUUAUUCACAGUUCUAUGCAUCAGAGCACAAACCAAACAUUUCCAAAAUCUAUGAAGCUUUAUAAAAACCUAUUUUUCUAAAUGGAAACACUCCCUAGGCAGAUGUUUGCCUACUUCUAUUUUUUUAACUGCUCCUGCAAUCUUAUUUUCAGGUAAUUAUAGGUCACACCCGCAAGUUGGGUUAUUUUUGUAUAUGAAGCACUGUGCUUCUUUCUACAAAUACAAGUAGUGUAUUUAUAGGUAGUAUUGAUCAAAUGUUCUUUGCACAUGGUAUUUAAAGUUAAGUGAGCUAACUUGGUGUUUUGAUUUUAUUUUUUUUUUUGGUAGUAGACCGUGAUACGUACUAUUUUUGCAGACUUGUGUUACUUGGUAUUUAAAUAAAAUGCAGUUCUGCAAUCGAUGCCAUUGAAUCUUUUGCCCAAAGAAGGACUAGGUGACUGGCCCAGGGUAUUGUGGCUGCCUGAACUCAUGGCCUAAAAACCCCUUUAGCUGUUAAUUCUGGCAUCAUAACCACUUCAGUCAGCUGUUGGUUUGUUUACAUCAUUGUGCAUCCCUGUCUCUGAAGAGUCAUCUUUUCUCUGAAAAGGGAUGCACAUUUGGUGUGUAUUUAGUAUUGCUGCAAUACAUGGAAAUCUGUAGUGGACUUGGUAGGGCUUUCUUGCUAAAAUGUAGUAAUGCCAGGAAAAGACAGUUGCAUCAGGAAACGCUUGACAGGGAGAGAUGGUGGAGAAUAUAAAUAGUUUAGAAAAUGAAAGUUGGGCUGAGGGGUGAGUGAGAAUGACAGUAAACUCUCAGUGAAGACGCACUGCAAACAAGCCAAAGGACAUGGGGAUAAAAUUGGAGGAGAGCU